AUGAUUCCGACCAACUUUCAAUAACAUCCUAGCAAGGUAAUAAUUUUAUUUAUGUUUUUAGAUUUAAGUCUUACAAAGACCUUAAAGUUAGUUGCCGAUAAACCUUCCAUCAUCGUUUUAAUAACAAAAAUAUGAAUAUAUAAACAUUUAGUAAUAAAAAAUUGCAAAAUAACCUGUUAGAUAAACUCUCCAAUAUCAAAUAAAUCCUCAUAUUAAUUAAUUAUAAUUCUAAUAGGGUAAUUUAGUGUAGCAAACUCAAUUAGGAUAAUAAAUAACUUAUUACCCUAAUGUAUAAAGUAUAUAAAGAACUAAAUUUGUUUAAAAGAACAUAAAUUAAUAAAACAAUGAAAUGAUUCAACAAAAAAAUGAUAAGUAAAAAUAAAAAUAGAUAUUUGAUUUUAAUGUAAGUUUAUUAGAAAUAAAACCUCUAUAUAAAUAAGUCAAACUAUUCCCUAACAAAGCAUAAUAUUUACCUGGAAUUUUAAGUAUAAAAGUAGAAGAUUAAGCUAUUAUCAAAGAUCCUGAAAAUGUAUAUUAUGGAAUAGAUUUGGUAUUUAUUUUUUAAUUUAUGUUUAGGUUUGUUUGAUUGAUAUUAGUGCAAGUAUGAUUGGAGGUAAAAUUCAUAUGGUUAAAUAAUCUUUAAUUGUUUUACUUCAAUCUCUUGGAGUUUAAGAUAGACUACAAUUAAUAAUAUUUGAUGAUUAUGCCCAUAGUUUAACACCAUUAAUAAAUGUAACAAAACAGAAUAAAAUUUAUUUUACUUACAUUAUUCAAUAAAUUGAGGCAAAUGGAGGUAAUUGUAUUUUAGAAGCUAUUAAAAUGGCAUUUUGCUAAUUAAAAAAUAGAGAACAUAAAUAAUAUCAGACACUUAUUUUCUUAUUUUCUGAUGGUAUUGGUUUUACUUUUCCAGAAAUUAAGGAGUAAAUAAAGACAUUUUAGGAAGUAUUUCCUUUACAUACAUUUGGUUUUGGAUAAGAUCAUGAUGCUCGUAUGAUGACUUAAAUUAGUGAUUUAACAUGUGGAAGUUUCUAUUUUGUUUAGGAUUUAAUAUUUUUGGAUGAAUACUUUCAAGAUGCUUUGGGAGGGGUUCAUUCAGUUUUUGGAGAGGAAUUAGAAAUAACAAUUACUUCUUAAGCAUCUCCUCCCUAUUAGAAUAUUUAAAUAUUUAAAAUUUAUGACGAUAGAUGUCAAAAGAAAGGAAAUCAAUAUUAUAUCAGAUAUAAUAUUAUUCCUUUGGAAACCAGAAUAGAUUUUGUUUUUGAACUGGCUCUUCCUAAAUUUUAAGGUAGAGUUUAAGACUAUCCAAGAUCUAUUGGGGUUUUAUUUGCAGAAUUAAAAAUUAAAGAUUUUACUGAUGGAUAUACUAUAACAAAAAGAGCAAGCCUUGAUUUAAAUUUAUUUAAUUUUGACGAGUAAAUCACCGAAAAUAUUUAUCCAGAUCUUUAUGUUUAUACAAGGUAUUUCAGAGCCAAAGGAACAGAAGUAAUUGAUGAAGCAAUAAAAGCUUUUGAAUAAAAUAAGAAGGAGGAUGCCUAUAAAUUAAUUGAUAAUUUGUUGAUACAGAUUUAAAAGAAUCCAGAUGUUGCUGCUUUAUGUACAAGAAUUAUUUAAGAUUUGUAAAAAGCAAAAUAAGCAUCUGCUAGAUCAUCAUUUAGUUGUGAUGCCCAGAGAUAUUUUCUUGAAAUGGACAGUAAUAAUUAUCAAAAUGAAGGAUUUAAUUCUAUGUUUUCUAACCAAGGAAUUCCAUUUUAAGAAAAUUAGCCAGCUGCAUACUAGAAUAUUUAAUAAUAAUAGAUGAUGGUUUAAAUGCAAAAAUAAAAACCUAAUUGCAUGCAAUAUUGA
Paramecium primaurelia is the source of this 1842-nucleotide messenger RNA. NCBI's taxonomy places the organism in Eukaryota, Ciliophora, Oligohymenophorea, Peniculida, Parameciidae. The record is from the annotation of a GenBank genome assembly.